AUGGCCGACAGCAGAACCAUGAACCCGCCGCAACAGUCAGCAGAGGAAUGGGCAGCGGCCUUCCAAGCUAAGUUCGAAGCCAUAUGCAAACUUACCUCCAGCACCGAAACUAGCCACAAGAGCAGAGCGGCAACCAACAACCCCUCACAUGCGGCCGAGGCACGGGAACCCAACAACAACACCGCCGGAACGACCAGCCUGCGCCACGUGGAAGGUGCAACAAAGGGGCAACAACCGCCAAAAGCGGACAAGCAGAGCUCAAGCAACGGCGGCACUGCCACCUACGAGAGGCUCACACAGACCCAUCUCGACCCAAAAGUGUUACCAAGGUCUAAAACGAGCACGCCACCAGCAAUGACCUAA
Molecule: messenger RNA, 363 nt
Organism: Pelobates cultripes (western spadefoot toad)
Lineage: Eukaryota; Metazoa; Chordata; Amphibia; Anura; Pelobatidae
Source: the annotation of a GenBank genome assembly